GAAGAGUCGGCCAAGGAGAAGCGAGGAAGAAAAUGACAGGGCGCGGAAAAAGAAAACCUAAAUCCGUCCAGGAUUCAAAUGUUGGAAGCAAGAAGCGGUGUACCGACUCCUUGGCUACGGCACUGUCGGCAGUGUCUGCAAAGCAGCGGGAUGAAGUAGAGCGACUCUAUAAGCUCCAAAUGCCUGAGGAUUUCUAUCAUUUUUGGGAGUUUUGCAAGGAACUGUCGUCUGAAGACCCUAGGGGUGCACUCAAAGAAACCCUUGGUUUGCGGCUGGUUGGUCCAUUUGACAUUCUGGCAGGAGCUCAGGAAGACCCCAAAAAUCCUCGACCCAACUUUCAUCUCCACUGGAGAUAUUUCUAUGACCCGCCAGAGUUUCAGACAAUAAUCACUGGCUCUGAGGACAGCCAGCACCAUAUUGGAUACUAUAGGGAUACUCCUGACUCUCUUCCCUCAUUCACUGGUGAGAAUGAAGCAAAGAAAGGCUGCACAAUCACUCAGAUGGGAGACAAUGUCUUUGCUGCUGUUCAUUUGUUUCUGCUGAGAAAGAGGAAAGAGAAGACGAGCCGAAAAGCAGGCGGCGAGGACAUUGAGCAGCUGGGAGAAAAACUGAAAGCAAAGGCGGAUGAAUUGGAUUUAUCUCUCGAACAGAAAACCAAAGCAAUGAAAAUGAGGGAUAAGAAGGUGGUUACAAAGACAUUCCAUGGUGCUGGCAUUGUUGUUCCUGUUGACAAGAAUGAUGUUGGAUAUAGAGAACUUCCAGAAACUGAUGCUGAUCUGAAGAAGAUCUGCAGAGCCAUUGCUGAAGCAAAGAGCGAUGAAGAGCGUGUUAAAGCCUUUGGACCUCUACAGCAGAUCAUCACAUUUGUUCAGUUUGCCAAUGACGAAUGCGACUACGGAAUGGGUUACGAGUUGGGAAUGGAUCUUUUCUGCUUCGGAUCUCAUUACUUCCACAAGACUGUGAAGCAGCUCCUUCCAAUGGCUUACAACUUACUGAAGCGCAAUUUGUUUGGGGAAAUUCUGGAAGACCACCUGGCCAGCCGUAGCCACGAAAACCUGGACCAGCUAGAAGGCCAUUAAUUUUUCGGAUUGUCAAAGUUGCACACGCUGCUGUGCAACUUUAAUUAUUAAAACUCAAGCGGUGUCCUGUUUUGUGUUGUUUGUCAAAGUUUCUUUGUGAACUAAUGCUGUUCUUAUUGUGUGGGAAACAGUUCAAUUGUUUCAUGAUUGUACAAGGUCAA
This is a messenger RNA of Synchiropus splendidus (mandarinfish), 1240 nucleotides long. Its product is annotated as histone PARylation factor 1-like. Gene Ontology annotation, biological process: regulation of protein ADP-ribosylation; DNA damage response. The record is from RefSeq and is a predicted model, not a curated record. Gene Ontology annotation, molecular function: poly-ADP-D-ribose binding; histone binding. Gene Ontology annotation, cellular component: nucleus. Bases 33 to 1079 code for a protein of 348 amino acids. NCBI's taxonomy places the organism in Eukaryota, Metazoa, Chordata, Actinopteri, Syngnathiformes, Callionymidae. The transcript is spliced from 8 exons.